UGGUAUGCCACAUCAUUCUUUCCAACCCUGACGACAAGCAUUCACUACUACACAUCUUCGAGCCGCGAGACACGUCUCGGAUCCCAUCAUUACGGUUGGCAUUCUUCACCAAGCCUUGUCGGCGUCGACUCUGUAAACGCCAUGUCGUCGGGCGAGCAGCCUGACAGCGGCCGUGUAAGCGACACCACAACACCGGCCCGCAAGGAAAAGAAGAGAGUCGGAUGGCGCAAUCCUGACCUCAACCCCGACCUAAGUUCCAACAAGAUAGCUGUUGACGACUACUCCACCCUCUCGCCUGGAGGCUCGCCCAAGUUCCAGCCAGCUGCCUACCCCCACGGUGCGCCAGACGCCCAAGAGCUCUCCGAGGCCCUCACCCGCAUCCUCUCCCAAGAGCCCUCCCCAAACGAGAGCACGGGAAAAGAUGCCCACCUCAAGACACCACAGGACUCCCCCCCGACGGGAGGGGGCAUGAGUCCCUUGCCCAGCCGCCCGAGACCGGCCCUCAGGCGCAACACCAGUUAUGAUGCGCCUCACGAGCGUGAGGAGGCCGACAAGGCAGAGUCAGAGGCCAACGAGAGAGUCCUUCGAUCCAUUACCGAUGCACGACACCGUGCUGAUCAACUGGCCAUCUCAUUGGGUAGCCACUCGGCCCCGGGUUCCAGGAGAAACUCGGAUGACAUUGGCGCCUCAUUCCAGCAUCUGGUAGGCGUCUCAGACGGCAGUUCGCGCGGACGAUCGACUUUCCGAGGCAGCGCGAUCCGGCAUCGGGGACCAGCAUUUGUCGAUGGCCCACAACGUCUAGACACGGAGGACUCGUAUGAUAACCACGACGUGGCGGCCAAGCUUGUUCGAUCACACACACGCAAGCGUGAUCUCUUUCACUCGGACAUGCUUCGUGGCCGUCAGUCAGGCACAUCAACUCCCAUCAUCGACGACCCCGACCUCGACUAUGUCCCACGACCCAAGAAAUACCACGGAGGAGUCCUCUCGUCACUCCUCAAGCUCUACAACGACGAGCAACGCCACAACGCUGGCGGUGCCGGAUCAGGAGCUGGGGGAGGAGGAGGAGGAAGCGCGGGCAGUUCUGGCCGCACGACUCCAGCUUAUGCAACACCGUCUAUUUCCGCCCAGUCCUCGCCAUCCGCAUCACGAUCUUCUUCUCGAACUCGGCCUGCCCGAUCCGGCCGUCCUAGCAGCGGUUUGUUCAGCCUCCACCGUUCCCAUGGCUCUGCGUCGUCCCUCACUCUUACUGAACUCAUGAAGUCCUCGUCCAUGUUUGCCGCACCCGGCUCGAGCGUUUCCUCGGAUCGUAUGGCAGAGAAGGUCAAGGAGUCUGCGCCCCCCAAGAAACCAAAGAAGGAGAAAUACCGCAUCACCGUGCACAUUGCAGGCAUCCUCGCCCGGCACCGGUUUCUCAUCAAGCUAUGCCGGGCCCUCAUGCUUUACGGUGCGCCGACGCAUCGCUUGGAAGAGUAUCUGAGCAUGUCAGCGCGCGCGCUCGAGAUCGAGGCCCAGUUCUUGUACAUGCCUAGCUGCAUGAUUAUCAGCUUUGACGACAGCACGACUCACACUACGGAGGUGAAGAUUGUCCGGGUUAUGCAAGGCAUCGACUUGGGUAAGCUGCGCGAUGUCCACAACAUCUACAAGGAGGUCGUCCACGACAAGCUCGGGGUGGAAGAGGCGACGCAGCGACUCGACGACGUCAUGAACAGAAAGGUCAAGUUCCACGUCGCAUGGCGCGUGAUGUUCUACGGUGUGGCCUCGGCGUGUGUGGCGCCCUUUGCUUUCCAGGGCCGCUUCAUCGACAUGCCGUGUGCGUUCCUACUAGGCUCCCUGGUCGGAUUCCUGCAGCUGGUGCUCGCGCCCCAGAACGAGCUUUACGCCCACGUCUUCGAGGUGUCUGCCUCUGUUCUCACAUCGUUCCUGGCACGCGCAUUUGGCUCGAUCAAUGGCGGCGGCACCUUCUGCUUUGGCGCCCUGGCGCAGAGCAGUAUCGCCCUGAUUCUCCCUGGUUACAUGGUUCUAUGCAGCUCUCUCGAGUUGCAAAGCUACAACAUUGUCGCCGGCAGUGUUCGUAUGGUACACGCCCUGAUCUAUACUCUGUUCCUGGGCUAUGGCAUCACCAUUGGCGCCUCGCUUUACGGCAUGAUUGACCCCAACGCGUCGAGCGAGAAGGAUUGUCGAGAGCCGCUGAACCGCAACUGGUACUUUCUGUUUGUCCCCGGUUUCACCCUCUGCUUGUGCUUGGUCAACCAGGCCAAGUGGAAGCAGACGCCCGUCAUGCUGCUCAUGUCGCUUGCCGGGUGGGCGGUGAACAGCUACUGCAGUCAGGUGUUCAAGGGGAACACUGAGAUCUCAAACAUGCUUGGCGCCUUGACCGUCGGCAUCCUCGCCAACCUGUACUCGCGAAUGGGCCGCCACAUCCAGAAUGCCUGGUUUGACAGUGUCGACUUCUUUAGUAGCACCAUAAAGCCCCGUCUGGUGCGCCUUAUUGGUCGCAAGAAGGCCACCAGCAUGAGCUGGGACAAGCCAUCCGACCCGGAGUCGCGUCCUGGCUCUCCCAUGGAAGAAAAGAAGCCCGAACGCAAGAAGCGUUCCGUUGGAUACAGCCUUGCAGCGGCAGCCAUGCUGCCAGCCAUCUUUGUGCAGGUGCCUAGCGGUCUUGCGGUGGGAGGGUCGCUGUUGGCGGGCGUGCAAUCCGCCGACUCUCUGACAUCCAAGGGCGGACAGCACAGUGUGGGUAUCGAGGGCACGGCGUUCAACGUCUUGUUCAAGGUGAUUCAGGUGGCGAUCGGCAUCAGCGUGGGCCUGUUCAUGAGCGCGCUGAUUGUGUAUCCGUUGGGCAAGAGAAGGAAACAGCAUGAGCUGGCUACGACAGCGAGUCCCGCGGGACUAUUGACGACUUGUUUUCUGUUUGGUCGGCGUUUGGGUCUGGGCUGCAUUUUGACUGGGUUGCAUUGUUACUGGUCUGCAUUGGUUGUGUUGGUCAUUGAUAGGCAGCAAAGAGGGUGUCGUUAUUCUCCUGGCUUUGGUGGGUGGGCUACUACUAUAGAUAAUCUGGAACGUGAGCGAGCGAUUCUUCUUUCAUUUGAGAUGCCUUGUCGUGCUCCCAUGGCCAUCAUGCAGAUCCGCGCGCCGUCCAUCUCUGCCUCCAUCGCCAAGGCCAUCACCUUCCCGAGCCUGUCGUCGCCUUCGUCACUAUGGUCUGCGUUGUACAUCCGCAUCCUCGCCUUCACCCGGCUUCUCAAACUGCAUCUCACGCUCUUCCGCCCGGCGGACUUUACAUCCCUGCGCCGUAAUGUGUGGAACAUUGAGGAGGAUGACUACGUCAGCAGCUUCCAAGAGGGCGAGUUGGUGCCCGUAGGCGACCUAGGCUACUCUGGCUCGACCUUUUUCACGACGCGCGAUGGCCGGUUCCUCAUCAAGAGCCUGCCGCGCAAGUUUGAGUACAAAUUCUUCACGGACGACCUCUUUGUGCCGUACCUGGAACACAUGGAAGCACACCCGGACGCACUCCUCGUGCGCAUCACGGACAUGCCGUAUGCCAAGUACCACUCAAUAGGCGGGAUACUCGGUGCCGCACCCCCCUGUCACAUUGUCAUGGAGAAUCUGCUGCGAGGCGAGGAGGAGUGGGAGACAUUUGACCUGAAGCCGAAGGAUUACUUCUUUCCCGAGAGGGAUAUCGCCAAUGGCGCGCUGGUGCGCGACGAGGUUAUUGAGGGCCUGGUGGACGAUCUCCCCGACAAGGCGCGCGUGCCGGCGCGUGCAAGGGAGAUGUUGCUCGCGCAGCUGGAGAAGGACACGGACAUUCUCAAGGCGAACCAGGCGGUGGAUUACUCGCUGUUCCUGGCCCGGACGCGGACGAGGGGGGAUGGUGCCAACGACGACAGCGUGGGGAGCUGGCGAGAGGGAGUGAGGGGGGAGGAUGGGUGGACGUACCGUGCUGUCGUGCUGGACUUUUUCUGGACAAAGAGUGCGGCCCAGGCCAAGGCCAUGGAGGGUCUUGUGCGGGCGUUCAACAGCGUGGCGGACAAGGGGCCGAUGAGCAUCACGGCGGAUCCGGGGGAGUAUAGAGAGAGGUUCCUCAAGAUGGUUGGGGCGCUGGUGAAGGGGGUGUGA
This is a messenger RNA of Emericellopsis atlantica, 4119 nucleotides long. RefSeq lists its product as uncharacterized. Gene Ontology annotation, biological process: phosphatidylinositol metabolic process; transmembrane transport. The transcript is spliced from 4 exons. The record is from RefSeq and is a predicted model, not a curated record. The coding region runs from base 142 to 4119 and encodes 1325 amino acids. Gene Ontology annotation, molecular function: phosphatidylinositol kinase activity; transmembrane transporter activity. NCBI's taxonomy places the organism in Eukaryota, Fungi, Ascomycota, Sordariomycetes, Hypocreales, Bionectriaceae.